UAAAUCGCAGAAACUUUAAUCUGCAAUCAUCUUGGACGCGGAAGGAAAGCCAUAUGACGGAUACUUCCGUCCGGGUAAUUACAGGCCACCCCCGCCGAGCUCAUGGUACGGUCCACUCCGCCGCCAGCCCUGCUUUCAUCCGCCGCCGCUCGCUUCUGGACCAGUCGCGCGGAUUCGGACCGGAUUUUCACGCUUUACGGGAGUCACGGAAGAGCCAUGCGCUCGCGACAGCCGGUCCGCGGAGACUGACGCGCGUUCUCGUCUAAACCCCAGCGCUCGGUCUGUCUGAGAGACUCGCGCGGAUUCCGACACCGGAGCUACGGACUGUCCGGUUCCAUGUUGCAGCCGAACCAGCACGAACACGCCCGCUCAAAGGAUCCGGUGAAAUACGGCGAACUGGUGAUUCUCGGGUAUAAUGGCUCUCUUCCCGGAGGAGACCGCGGUCGCAAGAGGAGCCGCUUCGCUCUUCACCGGAGGACCAAAGCUAACGGCGUCAAGCCCAGCGCCGUGCACAUCCUCAGCAACCCACACGACAGCAAGGCGGUGAACAGCAGGGGGCAGCACAGCAUCUCCUUCACUCUCUCCAGGAGCCAGACGGUGGUGGUGGAGUAUUGCCAUGACAACCUCACAGACAUGUUCCAGAUCGGCCGCUCCACCGAGAGCCCCAUAGACUUCGUGGUGACCGACACACCAGGAGCAUCCCAGGAGAGCGAGGACUCGAGCUCGGCUCCCAGCACCAUCUCCCGCUUCGCCUGCAGGAUCGUCUGCGACCGAAACCCGCCCUACACCGCCCGCAUCUACGCCGCCGGCUUCGACUCCUCCAAGAACAUCUUCCUCGGGGUCAGUAGUGCUGAGAAAGCAACUAAAUGGAAGAAUCCGGACGGUCACAUGGACGGACUGACGACUAACGGCGUUCUGGUGAUGCAUCCUCUGGGUUUCCCGGAAGAGCCCAAGCAGGGCCUGUGGAGAGAGAUCUCUGUGUGCGGAGACGUCUACGCUCUCAGAGAGACCCGAUCCGGACCCAUCCGCGGCCAGCUGGCACAGGGUGAGAGCAGCGCUCUGCAGGACGGUUCUCUGGUGGAUCUGUGUGGAGCGACGCUGCUCUGGCGAACAGCAGACGGUCUGCUGAAGGCCCCGACCCUGCGGCACCUGGAUGCCCUGCGUCUGGAGCUGAACGCGGCGCGGCCGCAGUGCCCCGUGGGUCUGAGCACGCUGGCCUUCCCCAGCCUCCCGCGGAGCCACAGUCUGGAGGAGCACCAGCCCUGGGCCUAUCUGAGCUGCGGACACGUCCACGGCCGACACGACUGGGGCCAGCGGCCCGAGGGCCACCGUGAGCGCGAGGAGGGCCCCUGCGGCCGGAGGGAGUGUCCGCUCUGCCGCACCGUGGGGCCGUACGUCCCGCUGUGGCUGGGGACCGAGCCGGGCUUCUACACGGACGCCGGGGCCCCGACUCACGCCUUUGUGCCCUGCGGUCACGUGUGCUCGGAGAAGACGGGCCGGUACUGGGCCCUCACGCCGCUGCCUCACGGGACACACGCCUUCAGACCCACCUGCCCCUUCUGCUCGGCCCCGCUGGCCGCCGGCCCCGGGGUCACACGCCUCAUCUUCCAGGGCCCCAUCGAUUGAUGAGGGGGCCGAAAGGGGUCGCGAGUCUCACGAGGGGCUGUGUUAGAAAUAUCAACAUCGUGCAGCUGCCUUCAAGUCACAACAGUGUCAUUUAUAUCUUGACGGGUUAAGUGCGUCGACUGCAGUUAGCAUAACAGAAGAGAUCAUUCAGCCCAAAAUCAUCAUGUGACCCUGCAGCACAAAAGCAGUGUUA
Messenger RNA from Sinocyclocheilus grahami, 1819 nucleotides. RefSeq names its product E3 ubiquitin-protein ligase pellino homolog 2-like. Gene Ontology annotation, molecular function: protein binding; ubiquitin protein ligase activity. The transcript has 6 exons. Lineage: Eukaryota; Metazoa; Chordata; Actinopteri; Cypriniformes; Cyprinidae. Gene Ontology annotation, biological process: protein polyubiquitination; regulation of Toll signaling pathway. The record is from RefSeq and is a predicted model, not a curated record. Bases 337 to 1626 code for a protein of 429 amino acids.